CUGAUUCAUUGAUUUUUGUUUGAUACAAUCCUCAGUUGUUGCUCCAGUUUCCCAAUGUGGGUAUCAAGCCACUUCUUUUUGGGUGGGUGCUCUUGUGUUGUCGAAACUCGGAGUCGGGAGUGACUUACCAAAUUCGGCAAGUCGGCUUCGGCAACUUACACUCGAACUUUUCCUUCGCCAACUUUCCUGAUCAAGACUUUCCAACUCAACCAACAACAACCACCAACUCACAACACCACCGAAAAUAGACAUAGAAACCAACGAUGCCCUCAACAUCAACCAUCAGAACCAUCAUACCAUCAUCCACUCGAUCCAUCAAGCCAAGCCAACACUCCGCCAAGCUCAGAUCAUUCGCAACAGUCUCAAACUCAGUCCCAACUAACACUCCCAGUCGCUCGCAUGGUGGCUUGAAAGACCAAGACAGGAUCUUCCAAAAUGCCUACAUGAAGCACGACCAUCUCCUACAGGGUGCUCAAGCCCGAGGAGACUGGCACAAAACAAAAGACAUCAUCCUGAAGGGCCACGAGUUCAUCAUCAAAGAGAUCAAGGAGUCCGGCCUGAGAGGGAGAGGAGGCGCAGGCUUCCCAUCGGGCUUGAAAUGGUCAUUCAUGAACAAGCCCGGCUUCGAGAAAGACCCCCGUCCGAGAUACCUCGUCGUCAAUGCCGACGAGGGAGAACCCGGUACUUGUAAAGAUCGCGAAAUCAUGCGUGGCGAUCCUCAUAAAUUGGUCGAAGGCUGUCUCGUCGCCGGUCGGGCUAUGAACGCAUCUGCUGCUUACAUCUACAUCCGAGGUGAAUUUAUCAUGGAAGCUCAUCAUCUACAAGCCGCGAUAGAUGAAGCCUACAAGGCCGGUCUGAUCGGCAAGAAUGCCUGCAACUCUGGCUACGACUUUGAUGUGUAUUUACAUCGAGGAGCGGGAGCAUACAUCUGUGGAGAAGAGACCGCCCUGAUCGAGUCGCUGGAGGGAAAACAAGGCAAGCCGCGAUUGAAGCCGCCGUUCCCAGCGGAUGUGGGCCUAUUCGGAUGUCCCACUACGGUGGCCAACGUCGAGACUGUCGCGGUCGCUCCGACGAUCAUCCGCAGAGGCGCUUCAUGGUUCAACUCCUUCGGCCGCGAACGUAACAGUGGCACCAAGCUCUUCUGUAUCUCCGGCCAUGUGAACAAUCCCUGCGUCGUCGAAGAAGAAAUGUCGAUCCCCUUGAGAGACUUGAUCGACAAACACUGCGGCGGUGUGAUUGGCGGAUGGGACAACUUGCUCGGAAUCGUUCCUGGUGGCUCAUCUGUACCAGUCUUGACUAAACCUGAAUGUGAAGAAGCCUUGAUGGACUUCGAUUCGUUGAAAGAUCUCUAUUCAGGAUUGGGAACAGGCGCAGUGAUCGUGAUGAACAAAUCAACGGACAUCGUAGCAGCCAUUGCCCGAUUUGCGAAAUUCUACAAACACGAGAGUUGCGGGCAAUGCACUCCAUGCAGAGAAGGUACCACAUGGAUGGAGAAGAUGAUGGACCGAUUUGUCGUCGGCCGAGCCCAUGAACGAGAGAUCGAUAUGCUAUGGGAACUCACUCGGCAGAUCGAAAACCACACCAUUUGUGCUUUGGGUGAUGCUGCAGCUUGGCCAAUCCAAGGAUUGCUACGAAAAUUCAAGCCAGAAAUCGAGGCCAGAAUCCAAGACUUCCGAGCCAAGAACGGGCCAGUGCUUCUCGGUGGAAAAUUGCAAUCCGAGGUGCCAUUGAAUCAAGUCAUUCCUGAUUCUUUCUCAGCUGGCUUCGACCGUGAACACAAGUCCCUAACGUCUUCCUAGUAGAAGGAAACAUUACCCAAUUCCACAACCACACAAACUACUUUUUCCCUCAUCACGAAGACAACUCAUUUUUGAUGCUCUGAAUGUCUCACUACCAGCCUAAAGCAUUAACCAGAUAUUCACACUUUUUCAGGAAAAAAAACCCUGAGAAAAAUGUGUGAUUUUCGUCAAUUUUGUUUGUACUUUUUUUCUUCUUCUUUCUCUUCCUCUCUCCUCUCCUCUCAACCAAUACUUUUUUUUCUUCAAAUUUAGUUGUUCUUCAUAUACAUAUACACAUGCAAAACCAAUUAAAUAAAUCCAUAAAUAUUCUGAAGAAGCAGGAAAAGAAUUGGAUGAACAGAGACUGAAAAAACAUUGUGAACAUAGAUGUCCUGGCCCUCCACAAGAUGUAUGUUGUUGGUAUGAUGCAAAGGGAUUGAUAGAUGAUUGUCAUGUUUGAAAAUGCCCUCUUCAUCCUCAAGCCUUCAUAGCCCAAAAUCAAUCUCCUUCU
This is a messenger RNA of Puccinia graminis f. sp. tritici CRL 75-36-700-3, 2289 nucleotides long. RefSeq names its product NADH-ubiquinone oxidoreductase 51 kDa subunit, mitochondrial. NCBI's taxonomy places the organism in Eukaryota, Fungi, Basidiomycota, Pucciniomycetes, Pucciniales, Pucciniaceae. The transcript has 7 exons. Bases 264 to 1799 code for a protein of 511 amino acids. The record is from RefSeq and is a predicted model, not a curated record. Gene Ontology annotation, molecular function: NAD binding; 4 iron, 4 sulfur cluster binding; FMN binding.